Messenger RNA from Purpureocillium takamizusanense, 2495 nucleotides. RefSeq lists its product as uncharacterized. The transcript has a single exon. The record is from RefSeq and is a predicted model, not a curated record. The coding region runs from base 699 to 2117 and encodes 472 amino acids. NCBI's taxonomy places the organism in Eukaryota, Fungi, Ascomycota, Sordariomycetes, Hypocreales, Ophiocordycipitaceae.
GUCCCAUCGCCCGUCGUUCCUCGCGACGCCAUACCCUCCUCAAUCAGGCAGGUUUCGUCGCCAGCGACGUCGCGACCACGCGUAAAGCCGUUUCGCCCGCCCGUUCCCUCCCUUCCCUCGAACCGUCCUGUACCGAGCCCGCCGGGCCACCACCGCCACUACCACCACUAUCAUCACCACCGCCGCCUCCCAGACCCAGGCAGCGCGCGCGCGUAAUAUGACGACGAGGCCGCUGCCGGCCGCCAGCGGAAGCUCGUCGCCGGCGUCAUUCUACACGGCCAAUGCUUCCGACGACGAUGACGACGACGGCACCACCAAGCACGACUCCUCCACUACCACGGCGAGCAGCCCUGCCCAUGCGUCGCCGUGUCCCUACCGCGAGGCCCGCCGCCUGCCGCGCGAGCUCAAGGAGCAUUGCCAGAUCUUUCUCGAGGAACAGCUCUGUACGACGCCGCGUGCCCCCCCUGCCUGCCCGCGCUGUUGUCACGCGCUUUUCGAGCACCUCGUAUCAUUAAGAAAAGAUCACUGCUAACACACAAGGGCUCUGUUCCGUAGACACGUGCGCAAUAAACCUCCUCAACAGCUCUCUGGGGAGCGGCGUGUCGCGACGGGACGCGUCGCAGCAGCAGUCGCGCAAGGCCGCCCCUGUCCCGCCCCCCAGCCACAUCGCGCUCCUCAACACGCUCCUCAUUCAUCCGAUGAACACGACGCGCGCCGAGAAGCUCGACCACCUCGAGAUGCCCGCCCUCGCCCUCGACUACCUGCGCAACCUCCUCGUUGUCGUGGGGCCGGUCCACGCGGGCUUCCGCACCGCCUUUCAGUUUCGACCCCAGCCGCGAUGGGGGGGCCGCCGGCCAGGGUACCACCACCACCACCACCACAAUCACCACGCCGGCGACAAUGCGAGCGACAGUGACAUGUCCGACGGCGAGGGCGGGGACCACGACGACCGCCUGCGUGGGCGCAUGGCCAACGAGGCGAGUGUCUGGUGUCGCGGCCAGGACUUUUGGUCCACGGUGGGCUGGGCGUUCAACACGGCGACGCUGUAUCCGCACCGGUGGCGCUUCUGGAAGGUCUGGCUCGAGUACAUGGUCGACGUUCUCGAGGCGGACUGGGACGAGAGGGAGCGGCUCGACCAAGAAGCGCACUAUGCCAAAGCCGAGUCCGACGGCGACGACGAGCCCCUCACGUCGCGACGGCAAUCCAUCAUCGCAAUGUACAUGGACCAGCAAGAAGGCAGGCAAGCAGGCCUCAAACGGAUAAUCAAGGCCCUCCUGGCCGACGGCGGCAGCUUGUCGACGUCGUCCUUUUCCGAGGUGUUUGAAAAGGAGCACAGGGGCCCCAAGAAGACGUCGAGAAAGCGAAAGCGAGAGCAGGUCCUGGAUUUGGAGAAUGAUAAAUUUGGCGACUACUUUGACGACGACUCCAUCUCGUCGGGCGUCUCGGAGCCGCCGACGCCGCAGAAGCCGCGGGAUGCCAGAAAGGAAGUGUCCUUUGGCUGCUCGCACCCCGGCCUCGCCGACUCGAUCGACCUGCGCCUGCGCCUCUUCAAGCUGCUCUCGGCGGCGACGUACGCGAUCCGCAAGAGCCGUGAGCUGAGCGAGCUCUACACGGAGUUCGCGGCCGCCAUCCAGGUGCUCCCGCUGCAAAUGUUCGCCCUCUUCGUCACGCAGAGGACCAACCCCCUGCUGGACGUGACGCACGUGACGCUGACCAAGGAGCUGUUCCACAUGCUGCUGCCGUCGAACUACAAGAACCCGCGCAGGGUAGACGCGGAGGCGGACGCACGAGGGGCCUUGACGGCGCCCAUGCUGGAGCAGUGCUACAUUGCGCUGCCCGCCAACACGGUUGGGCUCGAGGACAACGCCAAGCUGUCGCUCGUGGUGGAAAACGCGAUCCAGCUGCUCUGGGGCUGCGACAGCCUCGAGUGGUCGCCGGCCCUCGCCGCCGCCGCCGACAAGGGCAUCCGGGCCAGGGAGGCCAAGGCGAAGAAGAAGCGCACCGGCAAGAUGAGGGCGGAUACGGGCGACGCGCUCGCGCAGGAUAUCCUGACGGGCUCCGGGGAAAGGAUCCGCGUGCUGCUGCAAGUGUUGGAGGCGGAGUCAGCCACGGCUUAAAAACUAACAACUUGGGUUGGCACGACCCGACGUCGGACGGGUCGCGGGUGUGCAGCAUCUCGACUUGUUUUUUUCAGUCUUGAUUUUCUUUGGUGUUUUUUUGGGUCCGGAGCACCUGCUGGCUUGGACGAUUCAAUGUCUGAGCCAUGUAUCACGGCUUGAACGAUUCACCAUGACGAGAUGGGACGGGACGGGAAGGGACACGGCGUUUUCUUGGAAGCAUGGGCUGCGAAGGCGUUUACAUGGCAUAUAUAUAGCGGGUGGCGGGCAUAGGUGGUGGGUUAUUUUUUCUUCCCCUUCUACUUUUGCUACAAGUAUGGUACAAGAUUAGAUGAUACAAUCGUGUCCACGACCGCGAUAGGCGCGCAAAUCAACCGG